This is a messenger RNA of Lactuca virosa, 1158 nucleotides long. The record is from the annotation of a GenBank genome assembly. NCBI's taxonomy places the organism in Eukaryota, Viridiplantae, Streptophyta, Magnoliopsida, Asterales, Asteraceae.
UUUUCCUUAAUUAUGUUGGCAGCUUGUGGCGAUGGCAAGGAAUCUGAUCAUCCCUCCACAGAGUCCUCACAAACAUGCCGCAAGUUUGAAUUUUCGGAGAUUCUCUUAGCAACUGAUAACUUUGAUGAAUCAUUAGUAAUUGGGAAGGGAGGUUUUGGAAAAGUUUUCAAAGGUAAGAUUAUUAAUGGAUCAAGCCUUGUGGUUGCAGCCAUUAAACGGUUGGAUUCCAUGUCUACUCAAGGGGCAACAGAGUUUUGGGCGGAAGUUGAGAUGCUUUCAAAGUUGCAUCACUGUCACCUUGUUUCUUUGUUUGGUUAUUGUAAUUAUGAAAAAGAGAUGAUUCUCAUCUACGAAUAUAUGCCAAAUGGAACACUAGAAGACCACCUACAUAAACUUGGUACCCCUCUUACUUGGCUUCAACGACUCAAGAUCUGCAUAGGUGCCGCCCGUGGGCUAGACUACCUCCACACCCGUACAGGGAUUGAGUUUGGUGUUAUACAUCGCGAUGUCAAGAGCUCAAAUAUUUUGUUACAUGAAAGAUGGGCAGCUAAAAUUUCAGAUUUUGGCUUGUCCAAAAUAGGCCCAACGAAUCAGAUAUCUACUACAGUCAUCACAGGCGUUAAAGGAACUUUUGGGUACUUCGAUCCAAAUUAUUUCACGACUGGAAAACUGACUAGGAAGUCUGAUGUGUAUGCUUUUGGGGUGGUAUUGCUUGAAGUGUUGUGUCGGAAGCGUGCAGUGGAUAGAAGUCUUGAUGAGGACCAUUGGGGUUUAGUGAUGUGGGCUCAAGAGUCCAUCAAAGAGGGAAAUUUAAAGUAUAUAAUUGAUUCGGGUAUAAGGGGUCAAAUAUCCACAAAAUGCUUAAAGGAGUUUGUUCAAAUUGCAGAGAAAUGUUUGCUUCGAAAUCCAAAACUACGCCCCACAAUGGCUGAGAUUGUGGUGGGUCUUAAUUCUGUACUGGCCUCCGAAGAAAAGACCAGUAGUUUCUUGCCUCCUGACGACAGAAAAAAGCUUGAUAUCUUUCCCUUACCCUCCAACGGAGAGAACUCUGGUAGAACGGUUGUCCCCCUCCCCUCCAAGGGAGAGAACUCUGGAGUUCAUUCGACUUGUGGAAGGAUGUUUGCACAGCAGUCCAAAGCAGCGUCCUACUAUGGCUGA